AUGCCGCCGAGCGGGCGGCGGCGGCGGCGGCGGCGGCGGCGGCGCGCUCUGGCGGUCUGAAGCGGCGGCCGGCUGCCACGGGCCGGCUGCGCGAUGAGCUGGACGGCCGCCCCCGGCUCGGGGCUGUGAGGAGCUCGGGGCCGGGGGUGGGCGGCACCGCAGCCGGCGGCCCACGCUCCUCCUCGGCGGCGGGGGCUAUGCGCGGGACAGCGCGUCCAGGGCCGCCGGGCUGGGGCCGCCUACCGGGGGCCCGCGGCCUGAAGGCCCCGCCGCCGCCGCCGUCGCUGCCGCUCCUGCUCCUACUCGCGCUGCUGCCGCUGCUCCGCGUCGCCGCUGCCGCUGCCCCGGUCCCGCGGCCCCCGGCGCUGUCGCCCGCGGGGCCCAGCGUGAGCCUCUACCUGAGCGAGGACGAGGUGCGCCGGCUCAUCGGUCUUGAUGCAGAACUUUAUUAUGUGAGAAAUGACCUUAUUAGUCACUACGCUCUCUCCUUUAACCUUUUAGUACCCAGUGAGACAAAUUUCCUGCACUUCACUUGGCAUGCAAAGUCCAAGGUUGAAUAUAAGCUGGGAUUCCAAGUAGACAAUUUUGUGGCUAUGGACAUGCCCCAGGUCAACAUUUCUGCUCAGGGGGAAGUUCCACGCACUUUAUCAGUGUUCCGGGUCGAACUUUCCUGUACUGGCAAAGUAGAUUCUGAGGUUAUGAUACUAAUGCAGCUCAACUUGACAGUAAAUUCCUCAAAAAAUUUUACAGUCUUAAAUUUUAAACGAAGGAAAAUGUGCUACAAAAAACUUGAAGAAGUAAAAACUUCAGCCGUGGACAAAAACACUAGCAGAACUAUUUAUGAUCCUGUACAUGCAGCUCCAACUACCUCUACGCGUGUGUUUUAUAUUAGUGUGGGGGUUUGCUGUGCAGUAAUAUUUCUUGUAGCAAUAAUAUUAGCUGUUUUGCACCUUCAUAGUAUGAAAAGGAUUGAACUGGAUGACAGCAUCAGUGCCAGCAGUAGCUCCCAAGGGCUGUCUCAGCCAUCUACCCAGACGACUCAGUACCUGAGAGCUGACACGCCCAACAAUGCAACUCCAAUCACCAGCUCCUCAGGUUAUCCUACCUUGAGGAUAGAGAAGAAUGACUUGAGAAGUGUCACUCUUUUGGAGGCCAAAGCAAAGGUGAAGGAUAUAGCAAUAUCCAGGGAGAGGAUAACACUAAAAGAUGUACUCCAAGAAGGUACUUUUGGGCGUAUUUUCCAUGGGAUUUUAGUAGAUGACAAAGAUCCAAAUAAAGAAAAACAAACAUUUGUAAAAACAGUUAAAGAUCAAGCUUCUGAAAUUCAGGUGACAAUGAUGCUUACUGAAAGUUGUAAGCUACGAGGUCUUCAUCACAGAAAUCUUCUUCCUAUUACCCAUGUGUGUAUAGAAGAAGGAGAAAAGCCCAUGGUGAUUUUGCCUUACAUGAAUUGGGGGAAUCUUAAAUUGUUUUUACGCCAGUGCAAAUUAGUAGAGGCCAAUAACCCUCAGGCAAUUUCUCAGCAAGACCUGGUACACAUGGCUAUUCAGAUUGCCUGUGGAAUGAGCUAUCUGGCGAGAAGGGAAGUCAUCCACAAAGACCUGGCUGCUAGGAAUUGUGUCAUUGAUGACACACUUCAAGUUAAGAUCACAGACAAUGCCCUCUCCAGAGACUUGUUCCCCAUGGACUAUCACUGUCUGGGGGACAAUGAAAACAGGCCAGUUCGGUGGAUGGCUCUUGAAAGUUUGGUCAAUAAUGAGUUCUCCAGCGCUAGUGAUGUGUGGGCCUUUGGAGUGACGCUGUGGGAGCUCAUGACUCUGGGCCAAACGCCCUAUGUGGACAUCGACCCCUUUGAGAUGGCUGCAUACCUGAAAGAUGGUUACCGAAUAGCCCAGCCAAUCAACUGCCCUGAUGAACUAUUUGCGGUGAUGGCCUGUUGCUGGGCCUUAGAUCCAGAAGAGAGGCCCAAGUUCCAGCAGCUGGUACAGUGUCUCACAGAGUUCCACGCGGCCCUAGGGGCCUACGUCUGACUCCUCUCCCAGUCCCACGGCAUCGGAGCAAGGGGCCUGUUGGGCCUCACUCGGAACCAGUCAUGGACACUUUGUACAUCAUGCAAUGCCAGCAGAAGCACAUUUGUCUUCCAGAACACUGUGCCUUAGGAGUGCUUUAGGAUCUGAACUUUUAAAGACAGACUUAAUAAUGUGGAAUAUUUUCUAGCUGUCACUUUUAUUAGGUUGAACUGAAAAGUUUUUUGUAAAUUUUUUGGCCCAAAAUUUUUAAAAACAUAGUUACUUUGGACUAGGGGUACAUUCAUACAAAAUAAAUGAACAGUUUGUAAAAUUGUUUAAACACAGGUAUUUGGAAUAGCUAUCUUAGUGCCAACUGCUUUUUAUUUUAUAACUUCAUCAAGGUAAAGUAGGUGAUUCACCUUUAAAGUAUUUAUCACUAGUCUUGGGAAUGGUUUGUCUUCAAGAUGCAGUACUUUUCUUAGGAAAAGAAAGAUAGCAUAAAAAGAUGUCUGGUUUUCCUUGUACAGGAAAAGACAAAAUUAGAUGAAGAAAAGCUAGAGAAAAAAAGAAAUAAAAAAAUAGUAGAAACAGAAAAUUCCCUUUAGUGAAAAACUGCUUCUUUUUUAAAUUUUUUUAAUGAAAGAGUUCUACUCUCUUAUUUUUGGGAAGUUGGGGCUAAGUUCAUUGAAACAUCUUAAAUUUGGCAGAAAUUAGCAUUUCCGUGAGCCAGAAGUGGGUUUGGGGCAGGUCAGUAAUAAACUAUGGCAAAUUUAUUUAUUUUUACUCCCUGGAAAAGGAGAUAAUAGAAUUCCAGAAAGUGAAGUCAUGUUUUCUAAGGUUAAGAAUCUCUUGUACUGCACCUAGAAUAGUGCUAUGCACAGAGUGGGUGCUUGAGUUGUGGGCAAAAAAAAAUGUAAACUGGUCAAUUUUGUGCUUAUCUUCAAGGCUGGCUUAAGUAUAAAAUUGUUUUUUUUUAAACACUUGAAAGUUAAAGGCUUUGUUUCAUACUAUGACAGUAUGGGAAAUAUUGUUCAUAACAAAUGAUUGGUUGUGCCCAGUAAGUCUUUCAACAUGCAACAGCUAGAUAUACGCGUUUUAUUUCAUUGGUGUUUAACUCAGGCUCCUAAGCCCUAACACGAAUUACAGCUGACUGUGUUCAACUUGCAGGUUCUAAUAAAAGGUUGGAGUUAUUAUUACAAGGAAGUACUACAACAAUGAAAGUUUUCUCCAAAGCCAUAAUACUAGAGUCAUGUCUGUAUUUAUACUUGGUUAUAGUUAGCCUAACAGAGUCGAAUAGAACAUCUAAAUAGCUAGUCCUUCGGGUGCCUGUCCUCUACUCCCAGCCUUCAAGGUAUAUAAGGGAGAGUGUUUAGCUGUUGGAGGCUUUUACUCUUCUUGAAGAAGCUUUAUGAAUCAGCACAUCUGGAAAAAUAGCUCCCACAGUACAUGCUCUACCACAGGUGGGCCAAGAGCAAGAUUUUUCUGUGUACCAUUUCUUAAGGAAUACUCAGCCCCCUGAAUGGCCGGUUUUUUAAACGCUCUUUGAACUGCUUGUCAGGUACAUAUGUUUUUGCCUACAAUCUGCAGUCUUAGCAGGCAUCAAUCAACAAAUAUUUAUUUAGCACUUACUGUGUAUUAUGCACACAAAGUGGUUCGAUUCUAGCACUCUUUCCAACAUUCAGUGCAUUCUUCUUUGUGUUCAGGUCAGUACAUUGUUUUGAUAUCACAGUUCUAUGUAUGAUCCAAAAGAAAAAGUGCUGACAUCUGACUUCUGUCUCAAACUAGUAGGUAAUAAGAGGUGCUCUCAGUUUACUGGGAUGUGUGGUGCUUUUAACCUUUUCUUUUUGUGUUUGGAAGCUGUCUUAUGUAUAUAUUUGUUUUAGUAGGUGAUUAAAUGUCUAAAUUGAUUUUUCUUGUUGA
Messenger RNA from Manis javanica (Malayan pangolin), 3929 nucleotides. It is a transcript of the gene RYK, whose product is annotated as receptor like tyrosine kinase. Gene Ontology annotation, biological process: positive regulation of kinase activity; protein phosphorylation; positive regulation of neuron projection development. Gene Ontology annotation, molecular function: ATP binding; protein kinase activity. NCBI's taxonomy places the organism in Eukaryota, Metazoa, Chordata, Mammalia, Pholidota, Manidae. Gene Ontology annotation, cellular component: signaling receptor complex; plasma membrane. The record is from RefSeq and is a predicted model, not a curated record.